Ipomoea nil (Japanese morning glory) is the source of this 2931-nucleotide messenger RNA. RefSeq lists its product as uncharacterized. The record is from RefSeq and is a predicted model, not a curated record. Bases 1 to 2931 code for a protein of 976 amino acids. Gene Ontology annotation, molecular function: nucleic acid binding; zinc ion binding. The transcript is spliced from 5 exons. Gene Ontology annotation, biological process: DNA integration. NCBI's taxonomy places the organism in Eukaryota, Viridiplantae, Streptophyta, Magnoliopsida, Solanales, Convolvulaceae.
AUGGAAAAGGAUCAUGCUAACCGCUCUAAGCAGCUUGCUUUUAGCCUCUCUAAAUUUGAUGACUGGAAGAUAAGAAUGCAGGCCCUCCUCUGCUCCAUACAUGACGAGAUGUGGGACGUCAUAACAACUGGACCAAUCACAGUCAUGAUGGCGAACACACAAGCCGCAGCUCAAGGAGCCGGUGCUGAAGUCCGAAAAUGCAAGAAUGCCAUGGAAAUAUGGAACGUUUUAAUGAAUCUGGGAGAAGGUGAUGAACAGGAGAAGGACAACAAACUAACUGUGGCUAUGAAGAAGUUUGAAGACUUCAAAAUGUUGCCAAAUGAAACGAUCAUGGACAUGGAACUGAGGUUCACCAGACUCAUGGGAGAUCUGUCAUAUCUCGGGAAGGAACUAACUGAGAAAGAAAAGAAUCUGAAGAUUCUUCGUGGUCUGCCAAAGUCUUGGGAAAUGAAGGUCAUUGCAAUGAGAGACAACCGAGACAUGAAAACGACGAGCACAACCAAGAUUUUCAGUGAUCUUAAGGCGUACGAGUUUGAACAUGAACCGAAAGAUGUCGAAGAAUCAGAAACGAGAAAUGUAGCUCUCGUGGCCAACCAACAAUCAACAACAUCUAACAGGUCAAAAUCUAACUCUUGUGAAUUCUUAUCUGAUGAACAGUAUGACCUAUUUGUUAGGAAGAUGAAGAGGUUCAUGAGGAAGAACAACUUUCAAGACUCACAUCGUUCGGGCCACCGAAAGCAACACGAAAGCUCACCUCAAACCUCAAAGCCAGAAACUUCAGACUCGCAAUUGCUGUGCUACAACUGUCGGAAACCAGGACACUUCAAGGCCAACUGUCCUCAUCCAAUAGUAAGCAAACAUCAAGAUGGCAACGCUACCAAAAGCCCAUCCAAGGAGACUGGAGAGAGAUACAAAAGAAAUGACAAGCCAGAAUCAUCAAGCUCCAGAAACGAAAGAAGAAGAAAGGCUAUGGUAGUGAACGAAACUCAUGACACUGUUGAGGCCGAAAGUAGUUCCUCAAGCUCAAGUUCAGACGACGAAAGCACAGAAGAGGAAAAAGGACUGCUAUGCCUGUUCAGCCAAGAAUCAGAAGAUCUAUGCCUUAUGGCUGACGAGGAUGAGGUAAAUUCUCAAUCAUCUUCUUGUUAUUCAGCAGAGUCCAGUUCUGUAGGGAGUCAAACUUCCAAUGAAUCCAUUACCGAAAUGAUGAGGGAGUUCAAAGUGAUCAAAAGCACACACUCCAAGCUUAAGGAGGAGAACUCUCGGCUUAUGAUUAGCUAUAAUGCGCUAAGGCAAGUUCGAGUUGAGAACAUAAUGCUAACCAUUGCUAAGAAGCAACUUGAGGAAAAUGUUCUCGCUCUAAAGGAGCAGUGCACAGCAAGAGAAAAGAGAGAGCAAGAACUUCUUGAAGUCUUAGAUAAAUUCAAUAAUUCGUCCAAUUUAAUGGACCGAAUGAUAAAUGAAUCUAGACUGCCCGAGGAAAGAACGGGAAUUGGUUUUGACCCCAGCUCUUCUUCACAACCUAAUAAGAAUAUUCAAUCAAGGAAAAAGUCGAAUGUUGACCAGAGGCAAUAUCGUCCAAAGCCAACACGAAAGAAUCCUGAUCAAGGAAGCCAGAGAAAUGGACAAGUCAGACAAAACGAAAGAUCCUUCAAAAGAUCUGGCUAUGGCAAUGGAUGGACUAGGCCAUCAGAGGAAGAUUGGUUUGAUUACCCAGAACCUCUAUCAAGAGCUGAAUUUGAGAUAAUUCAUCUGCGUAAACAAAACAAUCAUCUCAAGUAUUAUGAAAAUCCUCCUCAAGAAUAUUUUCGCGAGAGAUAUAAUGCUAAAACCUUUGCCAGUAUCCAUUAUGAUUACCGCACGUCUAAUGGCAAUGCAGAUCUCAGUCAAGAAUGGCACAACAAGUUGAGUCAUCUAAAUCUGAAAACAAUCAACAAACUUGCAAAGAAAAAUCUUGUGAGAGGACUACCUGAAGCAUCCUACAUAAAAGACAAAAUUUGUGAAGCGUGUCAAAAGGGAAAACAAAUCAAAUCAUCCUUCAAGUCCAAAGAUGUGGAUGCCAACUCUCGUUCAUUAAGUCUUCUACACAUGGAUCUCUUCGGACCAGUUGAUCCAGCAAGUCUAAGUGGAAGAAAGUAUACUCUCGUCAUAGUAGAUGAUCACACGAGAUAUACUUGGGUGCUUUUCUUGAAGAAAAAGAACGAAACAGAAGUCGUUCUCCCCAAUCUCUUGAGGCAACUUCAGACAGAAAAAGAAGUCAAAAUCAUUCGGAUAAGAUCAGAUCAAGGAACUGAGUGCUUUAUUCACAACAAUGGAAAGAAUCAUUUGAGAGCCUUUGACGAAAAAGCAGACGAAGGAUUGUUCAUGGGUUAUUCCUCAAUAAGCAAGGCCUUUAGAGUUCUAAAUAAACGAACGAUGGUAAUUGAGGAAUCUAUUCAUGUCAAAUUCGAUGAACUAUCUGAGAAAAAUCCAGCUGGUAUUGAAUCAUCAAGUAAUCCACAUCAAAACCCUCAAUCAAAUGAAGAAGAGGUUUCAGAUGAUGAAGAAGAUAUAUUAACUUCCUACACGAAAUAUCAGUUGAAGAUCUUUGAGCCCGAAACCACAACACAAGAAAAUGUCAACGUACAACAAAACACUCCUGAUGUUCAAGCACCAUCCGAACCUAUGAUCUACGUUCAGCUUCCUUAUAUUCCUGAAAUGGAUGCACAAAAUCAGCAAAAUAUUCUUGAACCCGAUCUUAGAUGGUUAAGAGAUCAUCCUCCGGAUCAAGUGAUUGGAAAUGUUCAAGAAGGACUACGAACAAGAGCCUCUCUGCACGAAAAUAUGAUGGCUUGUUUCUUAUCACAAAUAGAACCCAAGUCCAUAGAAGAAGUCUUAAGUGAUCCUGACUGGGUAAUAGCCAUGCAAGAAGAGCUUCAUCAGUUUGAAUGA